Molecule: messenger RNA, 1720 nt
Organism: Ornithorhynchus anatinus (platypus)
Lineage: Eukaryota; Metazoa; Chordata; Mammalia; Monotremata; Ornithorhynchidae
Gene: ATP6V1C2
Product: ATPase H+ transporting V1 subunit C2
Exons: 14
Coding region: 116-1396 (426 amino acids)
Biological process (GO): proton transmembrane transport
Cellular component (GO): lysosomal membrane; vacuolar proton-transporting V-type ATPase, V1 domain
Molecular function (GO): proton-transporting ATPase activity, rotational mechanism
Source: RefSeq, a predicted model, not a curated record
CCUUCUCCUCCUCCUUUUAGAACCGGCUGGAACAACCCAGCGGAGGGAGAAACUGCUGCAGUGCCCUCCCAGGUCUCAGAGCAAGCAACUUUGGCUGUAAGGGAAGGCUUGAAGCAUGGCUGAGUUUUGGCUGAUUUCCGCUCCGGGAGAUAAGGAGAAUCUUCAAGCGCUGGAGCGGAUGAACACGGUUACUUCCAAAUCCAACCUGUCCUACAACACCAAAUUCACCAUCCCUGACUUCAAGGUGGGGACAUUGGAUUCUCUUGUUAGUCUUUCAGAUGAGUUGGGGAAACUGGAUACCUUUGCUGAAAGUCUUAUAAAGAAGAUGGCACAGUGUAUAGUAGAAGUGAUGGAAGAUGCGAAGGGUAAAGUUCAGGAAAACCUACUGGCUAAUGGAGUUGACCUAACAACUUUCGUGACCCGUUUCGAAUGGGACAUGGCCAAAUAUCCAGCAAAACAGCCUCUGGUGGCCGUAGUGGACACACUAGCGAAGCAACUAGCCCAGAUAGAAACAGACCUGAAAACCAGAACUGCUGCCUACAACACUUUGAAAGGAAAUCUGGAAAACCUGGAAAAAAAAUCUAUGGGAAAUCUGUUUACUCGAACCCUUGCUGAUAUUGUGUCCAAAGAAGAUUUUGUGUUGGAUUCUGAAUAUCUCAUCACUCUCCUGGUGAUAGUUCCCAAGACAAGUUACGCACAGUGGCAAAAAACAUAUGAAUCGCUCUCAGACAUGGUGGUGCCUCGGUCAACCAAACUGAUUGCCGAAGACAACGAGGGAGGACUUUUCACAGUGACAAUGUUCAGAAAAGUGAUUGAUGAUUUCAAAUCCAAAGCAAAAGAAAACAAGUUUAUUGUUCGUGAAUUUUUCUAUGAUGAGAAUGAAAUAAAAAACGAAAGGGAAGAAUUGGCAAAAUUAGUUUCAGAUAAGAAGCAACAAUAUCAAACUUCGCGUGUUGCUCUUAAAAAGGGAUCAGCCGCCCUACCGGAUCACAUGGUUAAGGUAACCCCGCUAGGGAACACCGAUAGGCCCGCUACGGGGCAGACGGAGAGAGAGAGAGAGAGUGAGGGCGAGGGCGAGGGUCCGCUGUUCCGCUGGCUAAAGGUGAACUUCAGUGAAGCAUUUAUUGCUUGGAUUCAUAUAAAGGGCUUGAGAGUUUUUGUUGAAUCUGUGCUCAGGUAUGGGCUACCUGUGAAUUUUCAGGCAGUACUUCUCCAGCCCCAUAAGAAGUCCACAAAACGUUUAAGAGAGGUCCUAAAUGCUGUAUUCAAACAUCUGGAUGAAGUUGCAGCAGCAAGCAUGAUGGAUGCUGCCAUGGAUAUCCCUGGGUUACAACUCAGUAACCAAGACUAUUUUCCUUAUGUAUAUUUUCACAUUGACCUGGGUCUUCUCGACUAGUUAAGAAAAAGGCCAUUUGCCACUGACCCCACAUCUCCACUGUGUUUCUGAAGAGCUGGGCUGCUCUCAUCUCCACCCUCGUAGAACCAGCGCUGCCCCUUUCAGGAAACCGAUCACUCUUACAAAGAACCACUUUGGGAUGUAAUCAAGAUUUAAAAAAUUCUUAGAGUACCAUCUUAAUUACUGCUGAAAUAGUAUGGCUGUAUUUAUUUUUUUUGUAAAUGACAAAGCAUGAAAUUCUACCAUUUCCUUGAAUGUUAAACGCGUUUUUAAAAAUCUGGAUUUCAGAGAAUCAAAGCUAUAAAGUUUCUCUAACAAAGCCUC